CCAGCACCAUGAAGCUGCAGGGGUUCUGGACCGGGCUGGAAUACACCUGCCGGCUCCUGGGCAUCGCCACUGCUGCAGUGCUGAUCGGCGUGGGCACUGAGACCUUCCUCCAGGGGCACUUCAAAAGCCUGGCUUUCUACCUGCUGUUUACAGGCGCCGCCGUCUCCGUGUGUGAAGGGGCCUACUUCGUGGCUCAGCUGCUGACCUUCUGCUUCCAGUGCCAGCCAGGGUCCCUGGCCUACAGAGCACGGGAGAAGGCCCGCUGGCUGGGCUGCUUCCAGAAGUUCCUGGCCUACAUGCUGCUGUCCGUGGCCUGCUUCCUCCACCCUGUCCUGGUCUGGCACGUGACCAUCCCAGGCUCCAUGCUCAUCCUCACUGGCCUGGCCUACUUCCUGCUGAGCAAGCGGAAGAAGAACAAGGCUGCCCCCGGGGUGCUGGCCCUCCAGGAGCAGUACACGGACCCCUCCAGCAGUGCCAGGAGCACCACCGGCUCCGGGGACACCGAGCAAACCUACACCUUCCACGGAGCCCUCAAGGAGGGGCCCGGCUCCCUCUUCACCCACAUGAAGUGCAUCCUGAAGGGGGCCAGGAGGCCCAGCACCCUCCAGCACCCCGAGGCCCUGACACAGCUCACUCCGGAGCCAGCAGGCUCGCCGGCCAGGAAGAAGCAGGUGCACUUUGAAGAUCGCGUGGUCAGGAUCAUCCCCGCCCUCGCCGAAGGCCUGGAUCCCGAGGACAGCGAGCCCGAGGAGAGCAGCUCUGACACCACCCCCAUCAUCCCUCCCCCACAGGCCCCACUCUUCCUGUCUUCUCUCUCGGGCACCAGCCUCUUCUGAGCUGCUUGCUCCAGCCUGGGAGACACUGAGCAAGGCUCUGCCUAGAAGAGCGGCCC
Miniopterus natalensis is the source of this 892-nucleotide messenger RNA. It is a transcript of the gene TMEM72, whose product is annotated as transmembrane protein 72. Lineage: Eukaryota; Metazoa; Chordata; Mammalia; Chiroptera; Miniopteridae. The record is from RefSeq and is a predicted model, not a curated record.